CUCAAUUUGACAACCGGUAUAGAUUAAUGUUUAUCGUAAAGGCUUUGCGUAUUUACACGAACGUUUGACGGUCACUGUGGCUAUAUAAAUAGAGGCGGUAUCGCGGCGCGCGCACUAAAGCACUGUUUCUGUAGCCAUCAUGAUUUGUUUGCGGGUUUUCGUUCUUGCUGUAUUCGCACUGCUCCUGCAGGUGCACGCAAGACCUGACAGCGGUGAAACCAUCCCUCUGCCGGGACCUGGACUGUCUUAUGGAGGCAUCCCCUACGGCAGUAUGAGUGGCAAUGUCGCAGAGUUCUUUAGACAGCAAGCGGCACCUGGCGGCCGCGGGCUGAACUACGGCGUGCGCGGCAACGUCGACUACGCACCUAUUGAGCAAUACCUAUGAUAGAUGGCGCUAGUCAACUUAGCUUGUAAAUAGUAGAGAUUAUUAGGAUAGAGUUUUUGAGCUAAAGGCGCUAAAGCAUUAUUUCGUUCUUUCAUCGACACAGUAUCAGAUUGUCAUGUUAAGAAAUUUAUGAC
Molecule: messenger RNA, 519 nt
Organism: Trichoplusia ni (cabbage looper)
Lineage: Eukaryota; Metazoa; Arthropoda; Insecta; Lepidoptera; Noctuidae
Exons: 3
Coding region: 140-385 (81 amino acids)
Source: RefSeq, a predicted model, not a curated record